Oreochromis aureus is the source of this 6491-nucleotide messenger RNA. RefSeq names its product TLE family member 5, transcriptional modulator (gene tle5). Gene Ontology annotation, molecular function: transcription corepressor activity; protein binding. Gene Ontology annotation, cellular component: transcription regulator complex; nucleus. The record is from RefSeq and is a predicted model, not a curated record. The transcript is spliced from 7 exons. Bases 1029 to 1619 code for a protein of 196 amino acids. Gene Ontology annotation, biological process: regulation of DNA-templated transcription; negative regulation of canonical Wnt signaling pathway. NCBI's taxonomy places the organism in Eukaryota, Metazoa, Chordata, Actinopteri, Cichliformes, Cichlidae.
UGUGUGAUGACCUGUCCGCAUGAGGCGCUGCUUGCUCAGACUUGGGCCUGCCGCUGCUGUAGAUCCGCGGGGUGUAGAGCUGCUCUGCGCGCAUCUAUCCGCGGUGUUUCUGUGUGGGGCGUUCAGCCCAGCAGCGUCGCCUCUGCCUACCCUGCCUACCCCGCCUACCCCACCAGCUUCGGGAAGGGACUGACUUUCUGGCUCCGCUGCCGAUCCUCCUGCACUCCCUCCGUUCAAGAGGGGAUAAACACUGAGCGUUAAAGUCCAAGCCGGGCAGCGUUGCAGUUUCAGCGUUAGCGGCGAUUGUUAUUUAUUUUUAUCCCCCCCCCUCCCUCUCUCUCUCGCUCCUCUCCACUCACGCGACUCAAUUGUUGCCGUUGGACCAAACGGGGUUGAACUUGAAGCGAACCCGCAGACAUUUUGUUAUUUCUGAGAUUUCUUCUUCACUUUUUUCAUCCCUGUGGAGGCAGCUGGCUACGGGAGCGAGCCGCGAGCUGUGAGGGGGCCAACGGCACGAGGCGAAACACGGUCGGCGUUCACCUUCCGCUCCGCUCGCGGGCUGCAUCCAAACAUUUACUGCAUGCACGGCGUUAUUAAUUUACCUGCGCUGAGCUCGCGACGCUGCCGCUCGUGCGUUAAGGCGGAAAGCUUACAUCGGCGAUGAAUCAUUUUGACUGACAGCUUUUGAAGAAUUAGCUAGCUUUAGCCAGCACUGAUGGUGCUUUCCUGCUCACGCUCGCAGUAAAUACGGGGUCGGGACAACCCAGAUAGCACACCGACUCUUUUGCCUCUCUAACGGCCGCAAAGUGCAUCACUUAUAAUCGGCUUAAUUUUAUAUUUAUUUAUUUAGUUUUUUAAAAGGGGGUGGUGGGGUGGGGGGAGUCCCCUAGCUACUGUUAGCUAGUCAUCCUGCUAACGCUGGACAGCUCCUGUGUACGGCUGGGCUAGCUUUGGACAAAAGAAAGAGCAACGCAAGGGGACAUAUAAACACCGUGUUUGGGAAGGAGAGCAACAAACAAGGAACUGACAUGAUGUUUCCACAAUCAAGGCACUCAGCCUCAUCGCAGCAGCUGAAAUUCACGACCUCUGAUUCCUGUGACAGGAUCAAGGAUGAGUUCCAGUUUCUUCAAGCACAAUACCACAGUUUGAAGCUCGAGUGUGACAAGUUGGCCAGUGAGAAGUCAGAGAUGCAGCGCCAUUAUAUCAUGUACUAUGAGAUGUCCUACGGGCUCAACAUUGAGAUGCACAAACAGGCUGAGAUAGUCAAGAGAUUGAAUGGGAUCUGCGCACAGGUCCUCCCUUACCUGUCUCAGGAGCACCAGCAGCAGGUCCUGGCAGCCAUAGAGAGGGCCAAGCAGGUCACCCCCCCAGAGAUGAACUCCAUCAUAAGGCAGCAGCUCCAGGCUCACCAGCUGUCUCAGCUCCAGGGCCUGGCCCUGCCCAUGACUCCCCUGCCGCUGAGCCUGAGCCAGCCGACCCUCCCCGCCGUCACCACCUCCUCUGGUCUCUUCUCCCUUUCUUCCCUGCUGGCCUCUCAAGCCCAGCUGGCCAAGGAGGAGAAAGCAUCGCGGGAUGGAGUCGACAGCCACCGUGAGGAGGAUGGAGACAAGUCUGAUUAGAUGGUGUCCCUGUUCAGCUCUGUUUUUAUCCAGAGACCUGAAUCCCUAGAUUUAAGCCCACUUGGCCUAUAGCCUCUCCCCCAGGUCUCCCUCUCUUUGACACUACCUAACAUGGGCUUCAAUUUCAUCUCCUCAGACCCCAGCCAACCCCAUUAUUGGGAGGUCUUUGGCACAUACCACCUUAUAUCUUGGUAUUCACCAUAGUUGGGUUGUUUCUAUAUCUGUUUUUUUUUAAACCAUGAGACUGUCUCUCUCUUAUGUAUCUUGUAUCUUCAAGUGCUCUCUCUCUUUUUUUGCAUGUGAUUAAGCCACAUUUAUCCCUUUUUAAAAAGAAAAUCAGGACUACUUUCUAUUUCUGUUUCUUCCUGCCUCCCUGUUGCUUUUUCUCUCUCUUCUGAUUCCUGUUGAGUUUCCGUGUUUUCCUUUCUUCUCCAUGCCUCCCUCUCUUCCUCCCUGUCUUCCUCCCACCUCUUGCCUCUGCUCUUCGUAGGUCCUCGUUAGACAGGACUGAUCCGUCACACUGAAUGCACUGUUCCGUAGGUGUUAAAACAGAAAAACUGUUAAACACUUGGAUUUGCUGGCAAGCUGUAAAACUUGUCAGAUGCAACACGGGAUUCCUAAAAACUUCAUUUUCCCAACAUAAAGGUCUCACCGAGAUCAGCAGUGUUGAUAUUUCAUGGUAUUUCACCUCGCGUGUAUUCAUUCUAAAGGUGGGCUCAAAGUUUAAAUGUUGGAUUGAUAAAAGAUCAGAGAAUUGUUUAAAUAAUGCCCUGGCUAAAGACAGAAAGCAUACCUAAAAGCUAUACUCACUUUCUAACCAAAAACCUCUGCCUUCAAAAGAGAAUCGUUGUUAUGAAACGACAUAUCCGGGCAAAUUAGAGAUUUUGUGAGUAAUUCUAAUUUAAUAUAAAAUAAAAGCACGUUCUUAGAUCCGACUUAAUGCUGAGAGCCGUCAGAGUAGAUAACAGACCCACCUCGAUAAGUAAUCCCCCUCGACGUUUGAUCCUUGGCCGACCCUGUGAGGUACGUUGGAUAAAUCCACCCAGCACCUUCACUGAAAGGCAUCAUUAAACGGAGCUGAGGUAGCACAACGUGCAGCAAAGAGAAGUAAUGCCACUUCUCGUCCGUGCCCUCCCACCAUCUUUUUCCUCUUUAAUGUGCACUAAUAUCAGAGCAGACACUGAGGCGAGAAAGAGUGCAUGUUGUGUGUUUGACAGCAGAGGGCAGCGUGUGUCUUUGAAGCAUCCUCCUCGCUUGGUUCAGGCUUGUGCAGAACAAGGACAAUGACAGAGUGCAGACUGUGUCACAAAGGGAAUGGCUUAUUUAUCCAGUCUGUGUGCAAACGUAACACACAGUCGACACUAGACCGGUGGCAUUAAUUACUGUGAUCCAGUUCUCGAAAAGCGGUCUGCUUUGGUUUAUUUUGGUCUCUAAAUGGAACGACUCCAUCCUAGCAUGAAACAAAAACAUGGGCUCUCUGUAAAUUCACUUUUAAAUACUCUAUGAUUCACUGCACAGAAAGAUCUUUCACAUAUCAGAUUAAUCCUGCGUUAUACAGUUGAUUUAAUGCCUACAUGGGGCACUGAGUAUGAUUGAAUAUAGUUACAUUACUGUAAUCCACACAGAUGAAGCACAAGUGCAUCCCACAGCUGCUGCUAUGAAUUCAAACUAAACAAAAACAUCGCCUUCAAACAGAAAGGUCCUGUAUGCACUCGUUUAGACCUCGAGUCUGCUGGAAGCUAAUCUAUACCAGCCCGCCACAACAUUGAUGAUCUCAUUGCAAUACAAAGUUCAGCUGGGAAAUCUUCUGGUUUGGCUUUCCUUUAGAUGUUAUUAAGAGCAACGGCACCCGUGCCACAUUGCUGAAGGUCUUUAUCCGGUCCCAGAGGAUCUACGACUACCUUCCUGGUGCCAGACGCCAAAGGACAAUUCCCAGAUGUCUCGUUUCCAUGCACCAACCUGUUGGAGCUUUUUUGGAGGUGCAAGGUAACGUACUCAGUAUUAGGCUGAUGGCUUUAAAGUUGUGGUUUAUUAUUGUAUUAAAAUACCCACUGCAUCUUUUACCAAAUUCUUAGUAAAAAAAAAAAAGUUCUGCUCCAUGUGGGGUCUGCAAAAAAUAGUAGACACGCAAGACUAGAGCCUGACUGUCUGCCCAAAUUACCUCCGUGUGGAACUAUUAGUAUUGUGAUUUCUAACGAGUUCGGUAGAAACACCCUUCAGGCAAAUGUUGACGUUGCAUAGUUUGUCCAACAGAGGGCACUCUGCAACACGUGAUUUGAAUGCCACGCAGCAAACACAACAAGCAGCCCGUCACUAAUCUGGGAAGCAGGUUUACCAAAGUCAGACUCUAACUGUAAACUGAGCAGAUCAGGAACUCUGAGUUGGUAUUUUCAUGGAGGCUGGUCGGAGUAGGCAGCCAUUUUAAUGAUGCUGUCUGAAACAGAGGUCGCUUGUGACAUAUUGAGUCUCAUAAAGGUUAAAUAAAUAAAAAUAAAAUCAUGUUGGGCCACUCUAUAUUAUCAUAGAAAAAAGUUUGUACCAUAUGUCUGCCAUCGGAUCCGAAUUGAAUCCGAUCAUUUCCUAUCUGAUUUCUCAGGAUUAACAAACUCUGAAUUUUAGCUAAACCUGCUUCCUGGAAUAGGGCUGUGAUCUGAGAGGAGCAUAAUAUAAUAUAAUAUCACCAAAUACUGUUUGUUUGUUUUAAGAGUGUCUUUUGCGUUACAGUCAGUUCCUUACUGUGAUCUAAAAUUGGUCAUUCCACAAAAUGAAAACACAUCUGCAGCUCUUUAAUAAGCUCUUCUGUUUAUUUAUUCUUCAAACCAGCAUGGCAAGAAUUCAUGUUAUUAGUAAGGAGAAUAAUCAGUUAUCGCUUUUAGAUGCAUCUGAAAGUCUUAUGUUGCAUUUAAUUGAUUAAGACAAUUUGUGUAAUGAUAGCAUUACAGUCCAAAUUCUCAGUCAGUUAGGAGACUAUUAUUUGUAAAGUAGUAUAGAGCCAGUUUGACAGUAUCUUUUGUUUGGUGGUUUUCACUUCAGACAUUUUGACAUGUCACAGUAAGGUAAGGUGUAAAUAGUAGAAUUAAUGACUUCCAUUGAGCUGUUAAGGUGUCAGUGUCCCGGUACUGUUCCUGCUAUCAUACUGUCAUUGCUUAGUGGGAAUUUUAAAUUGAACAGAGCUGUAAUUUAUAUCAGUAACACAGAUAUUCUUCCUGUUAGUACAAGUCAAAAUAUCUGCUGUGAAAAGUAUCAGUGCAAAUUAAUAAAUAGUGGAAGUAGACCCAUUUUUGUACCUAGUGCGCAUUUAUGACACCAAAAAAAAAUGCAAAAUAGGACUGAAAAUUUGCCUAUAGUUAAAAACAAAAAAGAAUAGAGACUACAUCGCUUUCUUCAUUAUAUUUGGGUUGAAUUUGUUUGCUUUUUAGAUAUAUUGGAGCUUCUUUUUUACUGUCCCGGGGACUUGUCAGGCAACAGAAGUGCGAAUGGACAAAAUGUCUGCUUUCUAAAAGAUGACAUGCAAUUUGAGAGGUACCACGUAUACUUUGAAAAUGUCGAACCACACUUAAAAGCACGUACACCUGUCUUGACCUCCUCUCUUUUCAUCACUGAAUGGCUUCAUUGAGUGUAGCCAUCUCGAGCUGUAUAUGUAUUAAAAAACCCUGCUCCUUUCAUUUGGGGGAAAAUAAACUCAGAAUGGUCUCCGGUUUGAUGAUAAAGCACAUUUUUAUUGCAGAAGUACCCUUCAAAGAGAUACACGUACAUCCACGUUUGAUAUCCAAAAGUGACAAUACAUAUGAGGGACUUUCAGAAUAAAAGCCUCCAUCUUCUAAAGGUUCAGAUGAUAAACUGUUGAUGGCAUUUGCUGGAGGACUUGUUGUUGUGUAUGUAUGUGAAUACAUAAAACAAGGUGUGUAUAAACACUUGUACAGAUCUCGUCGAUGCUAAACCAGAUGAAAUGCGUUGCUGUUCUUACAACUAAAGCUAACAUGCUACCUUGCUUGUGAAUUAAGCUCGCGGCACGUCGUCCUCCCAUCUAGCUGCAUACUGUAUGUAUCUAGUUACAUACUGUACUUGUUGUAGUGAAAUGCAGAGCGUGUAGACAAAGCAGAACACACACACACAUCAAUGCAUGUCUGCGGGGGAACUGAGAUUGAUUUCUUUCUAGUGGAGACAGGUUUUUUUUCUUUUUAAAGAAUGUUUGAUCCAAACUUUCUGUGAUCGAUGCACUCGUUCCUUUUCUCCCCCCUUUUCUUCGUUUUUAAAUAUUAAUCGAUAUGAGCUAGAGGGAGAUUUGCAAGGCUGACGUUUUAGACGUACAAAUGAAAUUCUAUGUAUUUGUUGAAGUAGUUGGAGGUGCUCGCCUCUGUAUACAGUUAUACAUAGAAAGCUUUAUGUGUAUAUGGCUGCAUCUUCUCUUGUCUGUCCUGGAUGAUUCUUGUGCUAUUGUGUUACAAAACCGAUGUGACACCAGGGGGGAGGGAAACUGCAGUAUGUUGACCUUUUCACCCUUUGAUCCCCCUUUCCUUUUCUCCCCCCUCCCACCUCCCAAACACUCCCUCCCUCCCACCCACUCCCCUUGACUCCUGUGCCACCUACCCGCCUCUUUGCCCUCAUAGCGUGAAGCAUUGUAAGCGUUUUGAGCUUUGUAAAGGUCUUUUUUUAAAUACUUAUUUUGUGUAUAAUGUAAAACCUAAAAGUGUGUACUUUGGCAAAAAAAAAAUGUUUUGUGUCUGAAAUCAUAGCUUCAUUUAAACAAACGAAAAAGAAACUAUAAAAAAAAAAGUACAGCAAACAUUUACUAUAAAUAAAAUGAAAUGUUCUGCAGUAAGGAAGGACUUCUGGUGCCUUACAAAUAAAGUCAAUCAAAUCAUGAAAAAA